Molecule: messenger RNA, 1862 nt
Organism: Nezara viridula (southern green stink bug)
Lineage: Eukaryota; Metazoa; Arthropoda; Insecta; Hemiptera; Pentatomidae
Source: the annotation of a GenBank genome assembly
CUUGGCACUCCGCCUUUGGCCACAAGUGCAUGAAGCGAACUGACGAACGUAUUAAGGUAUAAAUCGGUUGGAAAUUGAAAAUCAGAGCUGUGUCUAUAUCUUUUUCAUGUGUCUAUAGUCUGUCUCAGUCAGUCCCAGAAAACUGUUAUUAACCGGUUCAUUAGAUAGACCUUAUAACAUAGGAAUUGAAAAAUAAUGGGAUCAAAUAUUGAAAUUAUCAUUUCGGAUUAUUAAUAUGCAAUAAACAUAAGUGAAAGUUAAUAUUAUAAAGGAUUUUCAAAUUAAAAAAAAAAUAUAUAAAUUACAAAAUCUAUUCAUCUUUGUUCGUUCUUAAUAGCUCUUUGAUAGGUAAACACAACCUUAUUCCAUCAAAGCCUUAAAGUGAUAAUGGGAAUCAAAACACAACCGGUGGAUAUUUAUGAAUAUUCUAGUAAAGACAAUUUCCAAGCCUAUAUUGCUGUUCAUAGGAAGCCAUUAAUUAUAAGGAAUUUCGAUAUUGGUGAAUGCUUGCAAAUAUGGUCAACGGAUUACCUAAUCGAGAAAUUAGGGAAAAUGGAUGUGAAGGUCCAUAUUUCCCCUGUUGGCCGAAUGAAUUUUUUGCACAAAAAUUUUACAUAUAAAACUAUGCCCUUUGAGGAAUUUUUAUCUAGAACUUCAGGAAACAACCGUAAGAAACCUGAUAAAAGUGGGUUAAGACCAAUUUUGUGUGAUAAUGAAGUUUUGUAUUUAAGAGCUAUUGGCUUUGAUAGAAGAGGAAGAAAUGUUGCGAACUUUAAACAUGAUUUUCCACAGGUAGCUAAUGAUUUAAAUUACCCAGACAUGUUUGAUGAAAAUAAGUUUUUCUCUAGUGUUUUACGAAUUGCAUCACCAGGAGUACAAAUAUGGACUCAUUAUGAUGUCAUGGAUAAUAUUUUAAUUCAAGUCUCUGGAACAAAACGUGUUGUGUUAUUUAAUCCUAAUGAUGCACCUUAUAUGUAUUUAAAUGGUGACAAAUCUGAGGUUAUGAACAUAGAUAACCCUGACGCUACUCUUUAUCCUGAUUUUUACAGGGCUGUUCAGCAUUUAUGUGAACUGCAGCCUGGAGAUAUACUUUAUAUUCCUGCAUUUUGGUUUCAUAAUGUUUUAUGCAACACUUUUUCAAUUGGUGUCAAUGUGUUUUGGAAACAUCUAGACAAUGAAAUGUAUGACAAACAUGAUGUUUAUGGGAAUAAAGACAUCAUACCAGCAGCAAAGGCCUUGGACCACAUAGGCAAAGCAAGAAAUUUAUUGAAAACUGUUCCAAAGGAAUGUAGAUUUUUUUACUUGCACCGUUGUAUUGCGGAUUUAAAGAAGGCAAUUGAUGAAACUUUGAAUGUAGAAACUGUUCAAGUUUCAAUGCUUUCUGAAGAAAUUGCUAAAAACUCAAGUAUGCUUGCAGAAACUGCCAUUUCUUUAAUUAAUUAUGAAGAAGCUGUCCAGACUUCAAGUUCGUGCAAAGAAACACCUAAAGCUAAAGAUUGUGAAGAAGAAACUGUUCCUAGAUCAGAUUUUAAUCUAGAAAAAUCUGUGACUUUAAAUGGGACAGAAAACAAUGCUAAUACUUCUAAUUCUUAUCAAGAAACAUUUGGGAUUGUAAAUAAUAAAAAUGGAACUUCUGAUAAUUUAAAUUUUUAUUUAGAAAAAAAAAAUGCUGUUGACUGUAAAGAACCAAUUGCUAGUACUUCAAAAAAUCAUGACAAUAUUUAUUUAAAAGGUGAUGAAGAAAAUAUUCAAGAAUAAGCUGUCAAAGAAAAAAUAAUAAAUUAUGUAUAUUUUUUAUAAUUAUUCAUACUUUUAUUCUUUUUUUUCUUUGCUACUGUGACCUAAUAUAAUGCAUUAUUGCG